AUGAACCGCUUCAUUCGAGAAGGAAGGCAUGGAACUGUAACGGAAUAUACCGGCCCUUUCAAUGUCUCCUACAAUGAAGGACUCGGAAGACUCGAAGACCAGGGGUCUCUCUCAGGUUCGGAGGACGACGCUGUCUAUCUGUCCCAUCCGGAUGCAAACAAGAUGGACGCAGAUAUCGACGACGACACAAACACCUUCCUGACAUCCCAGACCUUGAAUGCGGAUGGUACGCCUAAGCGUCCCAUGAAUGCAUUCAUGAUUUUUGCUCGCAGGAGACGACCCCAAGUCUCCGCGGAAAAUCAAUCAAUGCGAACGGGGGAUGUCAGCAAAGUCUUAAGUCGAGAAUGGAAUGCUAUGGACAUGUCCGAGAAGCAGUUCUAUCUUGAUCAAGCCAAACACCUGAAGGAUAAUUUCAAUCUCAAGUACCCGGAUUACGUUUACAAACGGAGACCGAACAACAGCCGCAAAAAGCGAAGAGCAGACUCCACAGGCGUGACUGGAGACUCUGCUUCGACCACUGACUCAGUCGAUGAUCAAUCUUCCAAUCCAGAGUAUGGCGAGAUAUCUCCUGUCGAAUAUCAUUAUGAUUCUCAAGAAAGAUAUGAGAGCAGCGGACCAGAAGUCUGUACAUCCGCGGAAGUCACAUAUGAUGCUUCCUACUUGCCGCCGGCGCGAGUGUCGAGUUACCAACCGGCUGAUUCAUUGCCAUAUCAUGGUCAUAAUGCAAAUGACAGACGGGCACCGUACCUGUCCUCUCACGAGCGCAUCACGCCUGAUGCCGUUAUGGGCCCAUCCGCAUCCGCACCUCACGAAUCAACGAAUACUGCUUAUUUUUCCUCCUUCGUGCACAAUACAACCCAUGCUCCGCCAGCUUACUUGCCAAGUCAGAGUGGAAGCGAAGGGCAAUGGCACCCCUCCAGUCGUUCUAGUCGAGACGAUUUAGCACGCAUACCUGCCCAAUCUUGGUCGCAGAGUGGUUCAGAAUCGUCCUUACAAGCUGAAGGCGAUAUGCAUCGUCAGUACCAAGUAGCUCAGGCACCACCGUCAUCAUGGGGUGCUAGCCCCUCGGAGCCACCAGCCUCAAACAAUCCACCGGUCCAUUCCUCGGGCUAUGGCUUUGCCACGCUAAACUCUCCUUUCUAUCCGUCUCAGAGCAGCUCUCACAACACUUAUACAGCCCAACAAUCGCCAUCACAAAUAUCUGACGUUUCUCACCACUACGGCGCUGUUAACCACAUUCAAGGGAGCUCAGCGGCACCCAGACAAGAAGAUGCAUACCAUAGUCGUCAACAAUAUUCCACAGUUUCUACAAUCCCAGCGGGAUAUCCGCAAAGUAGUGGUACAACUAUGCAUCAAUACCACACGGAAUCUCGGAAUAUUCUUGCCCCGGCACCAUUUACACCUGUGCAAUCAAUGUCGGUAUACUCGCACACGCCGUCCAUGAACACAACUUCCCCCGCUGGAUCGGAAGCGGAUUCUGCCUCUCAACUCCAGUAG
Suillus subalutaceus is the source of this 1497-nucleotide messenger RNA. RefSeq lists its product as uncharacterized. Bases 1 to 1497 code for a protein of 498 amino acids. The transcript is spliced from 3 exons. NCBI's taxonomy places the organism in Eukaryota, Fungi, Basidiomycota, Agaricomycetes, Boletales, Suillaceae. Gene Ontology annotation, biological process: regulation of transcription by RNA polymerase II. The record is from RefSeq and is a predicted model, not a curated record. Gene Ontology annotation, molecular function: DNA-binding transcription factor activity, RNA polymerase II-specific; RNA polymerase II cis-regulatory region sequence-specific DNA binding. Gene Ontology annotation, cellular component: nucleus.